UAAUCUGUUGGCCUCACAUUCUUCUUCAUAGCCGUUGCAGUAAUCCUCUUUCGAAAACAGUCGAGCAAGAAGAUGAGGGACCAAACCUCUGGCUUGCGAUUUAACGACUCCUCUUGUUGCUUGAAGCGGAAAAGACCUCCCAAGAUUGAGAUCCCUAACGUCUUACGAGAGAUUCAAGCCGGAAAACUUGAAGGAACCACUCCCCGAACCGAUUCCCUCUCCUCCCCUGACUUUGCGGAUCAUGUAGGGGUUUUCUCCGUCAAGGGCAAGAAGAGGUUCAUGGAAGACACUCACAGGAUCAUUUCUUGCAUGAAAGGCCACUUCAAUGAUGCCUUUUUUGGCGUUUAUGAUGGCCAUGGAGGCAGGAAGGCAGCCAAAUUUGUUGCAGAAAAUUUGCACAAGAACAUACUUGAAGUGGUGGCCAAUUGCACGGAAUCUGCACAGAAGGAGGAAGCAAUUAAAGCUGCUUUCUUGAAAACGGACGGGGACUUCUUGAAUCUGGGUUUAGGCAGUGGUGUCUGCUGUGUCACAGCUCUGAUACAAGGAGAAGAACUUGUUGUUUCCAAUUUGGGAGAUUGUAGGGCUGUUCUUUCUAGAGGAGGAGUAGCUGAAGCAGUCACAAAAGACCAUAGAGUUGAACAGGAGGAUGAAAGGAAACGAAUAGAGAACAAGGGUGGAUACGUUGAGAUUCACAGGGGGGCAUGGAGAGUUCAUGGAGUUCUUUCUGUUUCUAGAAGCAUUGGAGAUGCUCAUUUGAAGGACUGGGUACUGGCAGAGCCUGAUUCAAAGGUCCUACUUCUUAGUGAAGACAUGGAAUUUCUUGUUCUAGCCACUGAUGGAUUAUGGGAAAAGGUUGGGAACCAAGAGACCGUUGAUGUCGUGACACGACUGAGGUUGAUGGAUAAAAGUUUUGGGCUACCAAAAUGUUCCUUGAGAAGUACUAGCCAUGCCCAUUGCUCUGUGAACCCAAGUCCAUCAAAACUGCGGAGAGUUUCUUUGGUCACGCAACCGAAAGGAGGGGGGAUGGACCAAUCUCCGAUCUGUGACAAGGCAAUGGAUAGCUCUGAAGAAGCUGAAUAUGACUAUUCUUGUGAAAUUGAAAGUCCUAGAACAAAAUCAAGGAGAAUAUCGUUGGUCAGACAUAAAAAGAUGAAGACAGAAUCUUCACCUAAGGAGAAUAAUGAUAGCUAUAGGAAGAGACCCACUUCCAGUAGACUUGUGGCUGCUUGUAAGGAACUUGUAGAUCUAGCUCUAAGUAGAGGUAGCCUGGAUGACAUUACCGUAAUAAUUGUCGACUUAAGCCACUUUAGGUGCGAGAGUCGGUCUGAGAAUGUUCGUAAGUUUGUUUGAUCUGGCGUUAUCAAAGGAUAAUAGAUAACCCAUUGCAUUGAUAGCCAGAAAAACUUGUACGGAAAGCAGAUCUGUGUAUUUCAUUUCAGUUAUCCAAGUAUGGAACCGGGUAGAUUCUGAUUUUUUCUACUAUCAAGUAAAUGUCCCCCCUUGUUUUGUUCUACGCACUCUUAGGUUCUCAAGACCCUUUUGUUUAUAUAUAUUUUUUCAAUCUUGAGCCA
This is a messenger RNA of Cucurbita moschata (crookneck pumpkin), 1571 nucleotides long. Its product is annotated as probable protein phosphatase 2C 14. Gene Ontology annotation, biological process: protein dephosphorylation. The coding region runs from base 73 to 1350 and encodes 425 amino acids. The transcript is spliced from 6 exons. Lineage: Eukaryota; Viridiplantae; Streptophyta; Magnoliopsida; Cucurbitales; Cucurbitaceae. Gene Ontology annotation, molecular function: protein serine/threonine phosphatase activity; cation binding. The record is from RefSeq and is a predicted model, not a curated record.